Messenger RNA from Oppia nitens, 2057 nucleotides. RefSeq names its product carboxypeptidase M-like. The transcript is spliced from 8 exons. Gene Ontology annotation, cellular component: cell surface. Gene Ontology annotation, biological process: proteolysis. Gene Ontology annotation, molecular function: zinc ion binding; metallocarboxypeptidase activity. NCBI's taxonomy places the organism in Eukaryota, Metazoa, Arthropoda, Arachnida, Sarcoptiformes, Oppiidae. The record is from RefSeq and is a predicted model, not a curated record. The coding region runs from base 156 to 2057 and encodes 633 amino acids.
GUUUUAAAAUCCUCGCUCAUAUAUAAACUAUAACUUACUGUAUAUAUAACAGUAAAAACUUAUUGUAACUUUUUUUAUUGUCAUAUAAAAGUUUCAAUAAUCAAUUGGACAGUUAGUUAAAUAAUUUCAAUCAAUUUCAAGUAAACUAUCCCCAAAUGAGACCGGCCUACUGGUGUAUGUCAGUCAUGUUUGUCACCCUAUUGUUCAUCUAUUUAACGGCAAUUAAGCUGAUCCGCGGUCAAGAGAUUGACAAUACAUAUCAUGAUUAUACUGCGAUGACUGAUCUUCUUAAGACAUACAGCCAAACAUAUCCACAUCUAACACAUCUCUAUACUAUUGGAAAGUCCAUACAAGGCAGAGAAUUAUGGGUAUUAUUGUUGUCUAAAAAUCCAACGGAGGAACCGUUAUUAAAGCCAAAUGUUAAAUAUGUAGCCAAUAUGCACGGAAAUGAAGCAGUAGGCAGAGAGCUAAUGCUAAAUUUGAUACCAUAUCUGCUAAACAAUUACGAAACCGAUACAUAUAUUAGAUCAUUGCUGGAUAAUACACGGCUGCAUAUAAUGCCAUCGAUGAACCCGGAUGGCUUUGAAAAUGCCAUUGAAGGACAGUGUACUGGUGGACAGGGAAGAUAUAAUAUACGUGGCUUUGACCUGAACCGCAACUUUCCCGAUAAUUUCAAGUCCAACAGUAAGGCCCAGCAGCCGGAAACACAGGCCGUACGCCAAUGGAUCGAUUCGGUACCGUUCAUACUGUCGGCUAAUCUUCAUGGCGGUGCACUGGUAGCCUCCUAUCCCUACGACAAUACACCCAAUUCAAUAUUAUCACAAUUUACGCUACAGUCAAGUGAAAGUCGGACACCAGAUAAUGAUGUUUUCAAUCAUUUGGCUCUCACUUAUUCAUUGAAUCAUUUGACUAUGCAUUUGGGUCAGCCCUGUCCAGAUGGUAGCAAUACUGGAUUUGUUAACGGCACCACCAACGGUGCUCAAUGGUAUCCAUUGACAGGAGGAAUGCAAGACUAUAAUUACAUAUGGGGUUCAUGUAUGGAGAUAACACUGGAGCUAUCGUGUUGUAAAUACCCGGCCCGUCAGGAACUGAGCCGAUACUGGCGCGAAAAUAAGCGAUCAUUGCUUCUGUAUUUAGGCGAAGCUCAUCGCGGUGUCAAAGGUUUGAUUACCGAUCGGUCCAAUUCCCAGUCGGCGGUUACCAAAGCUGUACUGAAAAUCAAGGGCCGAGACAUUAGUUUUAAGUCAUCAAAACGCGGCGAAUUUUGGCGCAUAUUAUUGCCGGGUGUUUACACUUUGCAAGUAUCAGCUGAUGGCUACCAGUCCUUAGAACAACAGUUUACCGUUGAAGAUGGUCGCAUAACUGUCCUCAAUAUACAACUGACCCCCACUACUGCUACUACUGGUUCUUCUACUAUUGCAUUUACUAACGAAACAGUUGGUCAUAUAAGAGCUGCCAGAGCCACACCAUCUACUACUAGGACAACAUCCACAGCAACAACAACAGGACAUCCCGUUAAUGAUAAACAAUUUUUAUUGAACACAAUUGACAAUGAAUUAACUAAUGAAAACAUUAUUAGACACUAUAACUAUGAUCCGCCACAUAAUCUAAUAUCAAACAGCCAUAAUUCAAAUCAACAAUCAUCACAAUUAAUCAAUUGCUUAAUUUCUUUAAGACCACCUCAAUUUAGUAGUACCGCUACCACUGCAACCAACAACAAUAACAACAACAAUAACAACAACAAUGGACUAUUGAUCUCAACCUCAUCAGUCACGUCACCCAUAAAGCCAUCUAAGCUUCAGUUUACCGAUAAUAGCCUACCGUCGCAAAACUCCUACCUAAGCAUUAGCAACAACAAUCACUCGCCGCCGCCCAACCUAUCCGAUUCAUUGGCUCCGCACCAGUAUACUUGGCCCGGUUGGCCAACCCGUGUGGGUAAUACAGGUGCUGUUCAGGGACAACAACAACAACAACCAGCUGCCGGUGCCGUACCGUUUUCUAACUUAUUCAACAAUCUAUCCAAUAGACUAAAUGGUUGGACUAAUAAUUGGGGAUAA